Mesorhabditis belari is the source of this 3264-nucleotide messenger RNA. The record is from the annotation of a GenBank genome assembly. NCBI's taxonomy places the organism in Eukaryota, Metazoa, Nematoda, Chromadorea, Rhabditida, Rhabditidae.
AUGAAUGAAAAAGAAGCUACUAUCUCGGCUUGUUGGGGUCCGCCAUUCAUUGAUUUUGCAGUCUUCCCCGAUGUGCCUCUUCAACGUGUAUUGAAUUACCUUCCUGGCUCUGAAGUUGAGAAAUGUAGACUAAUUUCGGUUCCAUUGUAUUCCCAAAUUGAAAAGAAUCGACAAAUGCUUAACCGGGUGGAAGUGCUAUCGCUGGAAAUCGAGCAAUACCCCAACUGUGAAUAUAUCGAUGAUGAGGGUGAACAGAUGAGCAGCACGCUGGAUGUGACCAUCCAACGCAAGAAAUAUGAGGAUCAAGAAGAAAGCGAUGAUAGAUGUUUGUAUCCUCAGAAACUUACGUUGGAAGAGACGUUAGAACUAUUUCAUCAUGCAUUGCCACGGAUGACCAUCAAAAAUCUUCAUCUGAGGACACUAACUAGCUUUGUGUUUCGAGAAUUGUUGACUGCAUUUGUCGGAGCGAAUGUGAAAUGCGAGAAUCUAUUUGCAGUGCAGUCUCGGGGCUUUGAUAUCGAGGAUUUGCGACCGAUGUUACUUCAACUCAAACCAAUAAAUUUGAGCUUAAAGGUCAAUGGUAACGAAAACCGCUUGACUUCGGAUUUUCUACGCGAUGAAUGCAUUCAGAAGCGUCAACAAUUACACAUUGAAGGAUAUCCAUAUUCUGGAUUUGAUGAUGGAGUUCUUGAAAGCCUUAGUGCUUCAACUGCUCUCAUUGAUGGCAUCUCGAAUUGCACAUUCGAGGGAAUCGCGGCAUUUCUCAAGGAUUGGAAAGAAGGAGGACGCGAUAUAGCUGUCGUCAAAUUUCGCACACUUUCAACGGGUCUAGAUGUGAACAGGUUGAUUGCAAUGCUGCCAUGGAACAUCCCGGCAAUUCAACCCGACCCGAAUGGUGUUUUUCCGAUCGACUUUGCCAUUGAACUACAGAGCUUGGAAGGAAACAGUCUCAAUCUUUCAAUUCAACAAAACACGCUAAACGAUAGUUUCACGUUCAAUCUUGUCGACUUGGCUCGUCAAAACGCACACCUCGAUUGGUUGCCCGAUUAUGAAAGGGCACGCGAAGGGAGGUACACCGGCGAGUUUUCCGACGCGUAUUCGGACCAAGAUGAUUCGGUGGAUUAUGAUGCCUACGAUUAUGACUAUGAUCAUGACCAGGAAUUUGAAUCGGACUUUUACGAUGAGGAUGACCUGUACCCGGAAUAUCAACAUCAUGACGAUUCGGAACCCGAAAUUCGGGUGUUUGAGGAUCAGGUCGAAGUCGGACAAUUGCCUUCGCUUCAAUUACCAAGCAUUUUUCAACAUGCUGAUGAUGCUGAGCCCGCUCUUCGUUUCUUUGAUAAUGCUUUCUACCAAAUGCCUUCUGAUCAGUUGAGCAUGUCUUUGGUUCUUGGAGCGCUCACCGAGUGGGAACGGAUUCGAUCGGAAGAAUUAAAUCAACAACCGCAGACAGCAUACUUUGCUCGACGUUUCAAUGUCCCUUUUGCCAUUCGGGAUCAGACGGACGAGCUUUUCAACGAUGUCGGCACACUAUCACUGGCUGAACAAGAGAAACGGCUAACGACUGCGAUUUGUAUGAUAAUGCACGGUUGGUCAUCUUCGGACAUCCUAUUUCAUUGUGCAGGGGAAACUUACAGAAUGGAGGUUAACAUUUCAUUCAACCAGAAACUGAUAGCGCAUUUUGAGACAUGCCGUAAAGCGUUGUUUUAUCUCUUUGCGAUUUAUCGAAACACUUGUGAAGUUAUGGCGGCGGCUGAUGGACCUAGCUUCUCGAAAAUACUGGCUCACGAAAUUCACUUAUUUUUGCGGAAGAAUGUCAAACCAUUAGCGCUAUCACAACGCUCGCUGACUGAUCUCAUUCACGAUUUGGUGAAGCUGGUCGAGGUGUUGAAUGUUUGUCAAGAGCUCUCAAAGUUGCUCAAGAAGGACAAUGUCACAGCAAAAACGAUAAUGGAUGCGGUUGGAAAAGAGCUGGCAAAAGCGGUGUCUAGAGAGGUGAUCGACCUCCUCGAGAAGAUUCUCUAUAAGACGCGCGAGCUUUGGUCGAUGUACGCACUGGCAUGGAUCACCCACGGCGAUUGUUUAAGUGAUCCGCAUUUGGAAUUCAUGAUUUGGCCUUUCUCAAAGUUGAGACAGUCAAAUGUGGCUUUGAUACAUAAUGCCAAUGCGAAAGGUGCCGAAUCAUAUUCAAUAAUUGACGGACGAUUUGUGGGAAUCAUGGAUUUGUGUCCUUCCGACUACGAGGCCGACUUCAAAUUGAUUAUCUCAACCGGGAAAUACAUUCGACUCAUCACGGCGGCUGGAUUGCGAAAAGAGAGCACUCAAUGCCCAAUGAUUUUGGACGAGAAAACUCUUCAUUCAUCAACGCUAACAAUUCGGGCCAUUCGCAAGGUUUGUCGCGAUCGCAGCGAGCAGCUACUGAAGUACAUUCACGAAAAGUUUAAUCUCGUCACCGCAUAUGAUACAAUCAAUUCGCUGUUCUUGGGCACCACAUUCGACCUCAGCAGCAUGUUAAUAAAAGUUUGCGGGGAUACCCUAUACUGUCCUACUGAUGAGGUUUCUUUACGGCAGCUGCAAAACAAGAUGAAUCGUAUUUUUGAGCGAAACGGAGGUAUUCGAGGCGAAAUCAAGGAUAUGAAGCUCGCUUUUGCUGACAUCUCGUUUUUUGUACUGAUGGGAGCCCAGAAAUCCGGAAAAGACAUUCCUCUUGUUGUGACAUCACUCCAGCUAACAUGGCAGCCAAGCACACUAUUGCGAGAAAUUUGGACGCCAGAAGUCGUUCACAAGUUAACGCUCAUCCAACGAUAUCUCUUCGUGCUCACCGCCAUUUUGCAGCGAGUAGAGGAUCGAAUUCUCACAGUGGCACACAACGCUCGACUGGCUUCGCGACUCAGGAACUCAGGAAGCGUGCAUCAACAUAAUUUGACUGUGAUGCACCAAUUGUUGUUGACGGUGAUCUCUUGGACCCGUGGUGUGAUCACAAUGGAGGCUGCGAUUUGCGAGGAACAACUGGCUAAGGCAUCAUCGGUCGAGGACAUGUGCGAGCUACUGAUAAAUCAACUGAUUGCGCCAAUCUUUCAACAAACCCAUUUAUGCAAUACAAAGUCGAUAGUACAAAUCCAUCAAGCUUGUUUGGCCAUUCAUAACUAUUUGGAGGAAGACCAGGAUCUCGCUAUACUCGAGCAAUCAUUUGAGGCCUUUAUGGAGGUGCGCAUCGAUCUCUUAAACCACAUCGACACGGUGAAAUGUGAACGAUACGCGCAU